AGAGAGGCGCGUACGGUAGUGCUAGGCACGGUCACGUAACCUCUCUAUUACCUUUGUUUCCAUUUUCCAGUUCCAUAUUCUCUGUAUUCUUCUACAACAAAGGACCUUCACAGUUUUCAGGCGAUCUUCUCAAGGAGUUUCAGUACCAAUUUUUCAGGUAAUAACAAAUGGAAUUUGUUAGUGGAGUAGGAGAACUCCGGGGUAACCAGGGCAUGGAAGGGGAAGAGAAUGUGAUAGCCGUAGAACCCAUUACCAUGAUUGUACCACCGGAACUGCAAGACGUGCCGGAAACCCCUACGGCGGAGAGCAGUGCCAGUUCAGGCGCGCAUGAGGAUUCCGGUGCUAACCCCUCUCCAUCAUCUGAAGGGUCGUCGUCAGAAAACACUGCUAGUGCAAGUAGCCCCUCGCCGGAAAGUAUGGAAGUGGCCGUAAAUGUACCUCCGGUUGCAGGCUGGGAAAACAAAACCAUAGGUGGUAGGUUGAGCAACCUCCGCAAGGCGCCGAAUACAUUGACGGCUGGGUUUCGGUUUCGGGCGAACCUGCAUCAUGAGGUAGCAGAUUGUUUUACCUCCAUUAAAGGGUACAAGAGACUGGAGGAAGUGGUGAGACAAUACCACGUUCCUAGGACAGUUUUGUUACGAACAGGGACCAAAAAUGAAAGGGCCUGCAGUGUGUCAGCAAUAGGGUGGAUACCUAUAUAUGUGGACCAUUUCGACGCCGGCCUGAGGUUUCCUUUAUCCGGGCUGAUUUUUGACAUUCUGUCAAAGUACGAGCUGGCGCUCACACAGUUGACUCCCAACAGUAUAAAAUUCAUCGUAGGGUUUAUGUUGCUGUGUGCACGGCUGGAGAUACCUGCGAAGGCCAUUGUUUUCAGGUCGCUAUUUUUGUGCCGGCUGAGCAGUGCACAGACGAGGUGGUACUACAUUUCUGGGGUUAGCACCGAUCUGGCAGCUCGUCUAUCUGAGUGGCGCCCCGGGCAUGCGUACAUGAACUACCCCACACUAACCCCGGGCGACCUGGAGCUUAGGGAUAGGAUCACUAAUUAUGUGAAGGGAGGGGGGUUAGUUGAUUUGGAAGCCCUGGUUACCCCUGAGGUGCUCGCUUUGCGUGGGUUUGUGGAUAUCACAAACCUGUUUAGUGAAGCUCAGCGCUCUCGUGGCAGGGGAAUUGGGUCUAGCGCGAGGAGGCAAACGCGCUUUGAUGAGCUACCACCUGCAGCACCUCGCAGCUCGUCGCAGAGGGAACAGGGUACCAGCUCGGCCUCGCGGCCACAGACUGAGCGCAGGGUAGAACCCACACCUGCUGACGUACGGAGGCGUGCUCGCGACGAGUCCGAUAAUGAAGAUGACGUACCAUUAAUUCGGCGCAGGUUGGAUUCCGGGAGACAACCUGGUGUGGUGCGUUCACCUGAGGCGCCUGUGGUCCAGCCGCGUAGCGCGGCUGAGGCGCUUCCACCACCAGGUAUGCAAAAUUUCGUCCCGCCUGUGGACCGUCACCGUGCUAAAGGCUACAUGCAGCAGCACGGGACUCACGCUGCAAUGCUGAAGAUGAUGGAUGCGCUAAGCUAUUCUGUAGCUCUGUUCGAGAGCGAGCAGGCAGCUCGAAUACAGAAUAGGGAGCUAGCUGACACUUGCAAGCGGUUGUCCUUAGACAAGGCGAGCUUGGAGGAUGAGGAGGAGCUGGAUAAGGUGAAAGCUGAGAAGGAGAGUGGGAUUCAAGCGGCCAUGGAUGAGGUCGUUCGCGCAGUGGAUCUUAGGAAGAAAGUAGAGGCUGAGAGAGAUGGCGCGCUGAACGACCUCAACGCCCUAAGAGGGCGGGUUGUUGUGGCCGACCAGGAUCUUGCCCGCGCAGAGGAAUCCCUGAGGCAGGCCAAGGCUCAACACCAGCGUUGUAUAAGCAUCGCGCGAGCUCAAGGCGCGGAAUGGCUGGUUGGUGCUGACAUGUUCCAAGACGCCGUAGCUGUGGCAUCCAUGAACACCACGACUGAGAUUUACAAUGACGUUCGUGGUAAGGAGCUGAACGAGGAGGGAUUGCCAACAUGGCCACCGUUUGUCCUUGAGGAAGGAGAGGAGUAUGAGAAUCUGCCGAGGUUCGACACCUGGGCUGGUGAUGCUCCUGUAGAAGAAGCUGAACCCUCUAGUACUCCUCCUGCUCCUCAGCCCGCCCCUGCUGCCAUCUCAAUCCCAGCUCGUGCUGACGCGUCCGCUCCCGUGGAUUUAACGGACGAUUAGACUUAGGCUUUUUCUGUUUCUUAUACUUUUGCAUUUUCACCAUUUGCUUGUUGGCAACAUAUUUUGUAGUCUCAUGGACACCUCAUGUAUUGAAUUUGCAAAGAAUACAAUUGAAACGAAUUU
Messenger RNA from Rubroshorea leprosula, 2354 nucleotides. The record is from the annotation of a GenBank genome assembly. NCBI's taxonomy places the organism in Eukaryota, Viridiplantae, Streptophyta, Magnoliopsida, Malvales, Dipterocarpaceae.